Xiphias gladius (swordfish) is the source of this 3657-nucleotide messenger RNA. RefSeq names its product kelch-like family member 2 (gene klhl2). Bases 259 to 2076 code for a protein of 605 amino acids. The transcript has 15 exons. Lineage: Eukaryota; Metazoa; Chordata; Actinopteri; Istiophoriformes; Xiphiidae. The record is from RefSeq and is a predicted model, not a curated record. Gene Ontology annotation, molecular function: protein binding.
AUCAAAAUAAACCUCACCUGACACGGCGGUCGGCUCCUUUCCCUGGCCCACAGAGGAAGCGGUACCGCUGGGUACCGCAGCCGGGGUUUGAAUCGCAACGUGUUUGCACAGCGAGCCGCCGCAGUCGGGCUGUGUAUUUACAUGAAACGGGCAGCUGCAAUCGGGCUGCCGUCAGCCCGCCGCGCCGCCCCUGGACAGAGGACCGCCGCGAUUCACGCCUGAAUUUAGAGCCAUUAAAGACGACACUGUGGAUAUGGAAUGGUGCAUGCCGCUGGGCCAAGUGUUCCGCCUCUGAAAAACACCGGAAUCAUGGACAGUCAUCCGCUGUGCACUAGACUUUGUCCGCACAGUCUGGACAAAGAAGAUGGAGUCGAGAGGCAAGGUCCUGUCACUUUCAACCAUCGGCACAUGAGGAAGGCAUUCAAAGUCAUGAACGAGUUGCGCAGCCAGAAUCUAUUGUGUGAUGUGACCAUAGUGGCGGAGGAUGUAGAGAUCACUGGUCACAGAGUGGUUCUGGCCGCUGGGAGCCCUUACUUCCACGCCAUGUUCACAGGAGAGAUGGCAGAGAGCAGGGCGAAACGAGUGAGGAUAAAGGAGAUGGACGGUUGGACUCUAGGCUUGCUGGUAGACUACAUCUACACAGCAGAGAUACAGGUCACAGAGGAUAAUGUACAGGCGUUGCUGCCUGCAGCAGGCCUGCUCCAGCUGAACGAGGUGAAAAAGGCUUGUUGCGAGUUUCUGAGCUCUCAGCUUCAUCCGUCCAACUGUCUGGGAAUACGAGCCUUCGCCGACCUACACGCCUGCUCUCAGCUCCUCGCACAGGCCAACAGCUACGCAGAACAACAUUUCACUGAGGUGGUUGGGAGCGAAGAGUUCCUUAAUUUGGGCAUGGAGCAAGUGUCCAGCCUGAUCGCCAGCGACAAGCUCACCAUCCCCACAGAAGAGAAGGUUUUUGAAGCGGUGAUAGCUUGGGUCAACCACGAUAAAGAUGUCCGCCAGGAACACUUGGCUCACCUGAUGGAGCAUGUGCGCCUGCCGCUCCUCUCCAGAGAGUACCUGGUGCAGCGGGUAGAGGAGGAGUCUCUGAUCAAGAAUAGCAGUGCGUGUAAAGACUACCUGAUUGAGGCCAUGAAGUACCACCUGCUGCCAGCUGACCAGCGGGCUCUGAUGAAGACUGCACGCACCCGCAUGAGGACUCCAGCCUGCUGUCCUAAGGUGAUGGUGGUGGUUGGAGGCCAGGCUCCCAAGGCUAUCCGCAGUGUUGAAUGUUACGAUUUUGAGGAGCAGCGGUGGUACCAGGUGGCUGAACUCCCCACCAGAAGGUGCAGAGCAGGUGUGGUGUACGUGGGCGGUUGUGUGUACGCAGUCGGCGGUUUCAACGGUUCUUUGCGCGUACGGACGGUCGACUGCUACGACCCGAUGAUGGACCGCUGGACCAGCGUGAGCAGCAUGCAGGACCGUCGGUCAACGCUCGGAGCUGCUGUGCUCAGUGGGCUCCUGUACGCUGUGGGAGGCUUUGAUGGCAGCACAGGUCUGUCGACAGUCGAGGCGUACAACGCUAAGACAGACGAGUGGUUCCACGUGUUACCCAUGAGUACCCGACGCAGCAGUGUGGGAGUGGGUGUCGUCAAUGGGAUCCUGUAUGCAGUCGGAGGUUACGAUGGAGCGACAAGGCAAUGUCUGAGUACAGUAGAAGCUUAUAACCCGAAAAGCAACACGUGGAGCUACAUAGCUGAGAUGGGCACAAGACGCAGCGGUGCAGGUGUAGGUGUGUUAAAAGGUUUACUCUACGCUGUGGGGGGACACGACGGUCCGUUGGUGAGGAAGAGUUGUGAAGUCUAUGAUCCGUCCUCCAACAGCUGGCGGCAGGUAGCUGACAUGAACAUGUGUCGACGCAACGCAGGUGUGUGUGCUGUAAACAACUUACUCUAUGUGGUGGGAGGAGAUGAUGGCAGCUGUAAUUUGGCUUCUGUGGAGUUCUACAAUCCGAACUCGGACAAGUGGACACUGCUGCCAACCUGCAUGAGCACAGGACGCAGUUAUGCAGGUGUGGCUGUGAUUGACAAGCCCUUAUGACCGCUCUUGACACCUGCCACUGAUUCGGAGCGGAGGGUAUUCUCCUGCUGAAUACUGAUCUUGGAUCUGUCUAUGACGCCAAUGCUUGGAUGUUGGGCAGCAUUAGCGCAGGCACUGACACGGAUGAAGAAAAUGAUAAGAUUGUUGUUGUUGAGGAUGAUGAUGAUGAAGAUUUUUGCACUUACCUGAACAGGGGGAGCUGUAACAAACGGGGGGGGGGCUAAACCCGCGUUUUAAUCCCCCCCCCCCGGAAGGACUGCAGCAGUGACUGGACAAACCAGUUCGAAGCGCCACUGUACCAAUGCAGUGCCACUGAAACGCUACUGAAAUGAAGCUACUAUAACUGCAAAGUUACUUUAACAUUACUAAAGUUAACACGAACCAGCUCCGAGAAAGACCACUGAUCUAAUCUAUGGGAGAUGAAGGCAGAGAACGACCGUUUGUGGCUGAAAUCUUUGUUUCUCCUUCUUUUUUAUCCUCCUGAGAAGUGUAUGUGUUUGUCCGUCUGAGUGUGUGUGUGUGUGUGUGUGUGUGUGUGCUUGCAUUUAAAGGUGCUCCAUUGCUUGCACAUGUGAGCAUGUGUGUUUGUGUGCAUCUGAGUCUCUGUGGUGAUGCCUGGUCCGACGCCGCAUGAAUGCACUCUGUCUGACCUCUGACCUUUACAGUGUUGCAGUUUGGCUGUUCAAGAGUGCCUGAAUGUCAAUUUACACGUCCCUCUUUUUCUCCUUUUCUUAUGCCUUGAGUACUGCUACUGGACAGAGCACAGCUGGACUCGGCUGCUGCUCUGGGAUAAGGAAAUCCAUUUUGAGAACUGACUUUAGAUCGGUGUGUCGGUUGCAUUAGACGCAUGAAUUCAGAACAACUGUGAGAAGCAGUCGCAGAAAAUCUACAUUUCUUCUGGAAAAAAAAACAAAAAACCAACAACAAGAAAACAAGACCUCACUGGAAUACUAACACCUCUGGUAAAGGAGAAGCCUCGUUUCAUCUUGCCAAAAACAGUGAGAGACAGAGGGAGAAGCUGUUGGAGAUGAAAAACAGUUGGAUGUAUCAGUGCUUUAUCGUCACCUGGCAGCCGUCUUUACUGUGGUUGUAACCACUAAUGACAACAACAGCCUGAACUCACUGCAUGGUCCCCAUCUCUAACCUCUUAUCCUUGAACAGUACCCUCUUCUCCCCUGGUGUAGCAACCCUAUUAACUACUGCACACCCUGACGUACUAUGAAUGUGCCAAUUUUAAUAUGUCUCUUCUUUUCCGUCUCUCUUUAUUACUCUACUAAUCUGUUUUCUCUCUCUCUGGAAAGUGACCAAACCUACUCUUGAUUUUCUUUUUUCUUCAGUCUCUUUUUCUUCCGUCUCCUCCUAUAUUGAAAAUUGCUAUAAUAGUAACUGGUAUCGCUGUUUCUUGUCAGUGUAUUGAGGAAUGUCAUGUAGGCUAAUGACUUUGAAAAUGUUUCAUUACUUGUUUUAUAUUAUCAUUAAUAAAUAUGCUUCUUGUAUUUAAAGCAGUGAAAUGAUAUAAUCUGUUUUUAAAACUUUGCCAAAUCAGUAAAAUGUUGAAAUGGAAUGUGCAUGUGUGAUAUU